AUGGAUUAUCUUAAUGGUCUAUUGAAUCUGCCUCUAGAGCUCUCACAGGGGGAGAAAGAGGCAGCUACGAAGGUCCUGGAAACUAUGGGGAAAAAAGUCGUAAUUAAAGAUCGCAUCAAAUUGUUACACAAGAAUCUUCCGAUUGAGCAUCUAAAUCAGGAGGAACGGGAAAGUCUGCUGGAGAUUUUAGAGAAAUUCAACUCAAUUCUACAGUUGCCAGAGGAUGCUCCAGGGAUGAGAGAUCACCUGGAACGUGAGAUUCCAUUGAAACCUGGGACGAUUCCAAUCAACGUUCGACUUCAUCGAUUGCCUCAAUCAAAGGAAGGGGGAGUUCGACCGUCAAAUCACAGAGAUGUUGCAAAACGGAGUGGUCCGACCAAUCUACGAGUGCAUAAUAAGAGACUACUGGAGGUUCUACAGUGGCUGAAGGAGGCAAAUAUCAGACUCCAGCCGGAUAAAUGCAAUUUCUUGGGGAAAGAAGUUGUUUAUCUCGGGCAUAUCAUCACUGCAGAUGGUAUUAGGGCUGAUCCCAGUAAAAUAGAGGCAGUUUCGAGCUUUCCAGAGCCUGAGAAUGAAAAGGAAGUAAUAUCCUUCCUUAGUUUAGCCGGUUAUUAUCGAAAGUUCAUGAAUGAUAUUUCGAAAAUGGCUACACCACUCACCGAACUGCUAAAAUAA
Diachasma alloeum is the source of this 675-nucleotide messenger RNA. RefSeq lists its product as uncharacterized. The record is from RefSeq and is a predicted model, not a curated record. The coding region runs from base 1 to 675 and encodes 224 amino acids. The transcript has 3 exons. NCBI's taxonomy places the organism in Eukaryota, Metazoa, Arthropoda, Insecta, Hymenoptera, Braconidae.